UUAUACCAUUUUAAGAAGACUUUCAAACAUGAAAGGUAUUCAGGUCUCAAUUUUUUUCGGCUUCAUUCUCUUUGCUUCUGGACAGAGAUUUAUAAUUAAAGACAAUAAUGGGCUGCCAACACUAGCCGUUGAUUUAUUAAGUACAGCAAAUAAACUUUACGCUGAUGAAUGCAAUAAUGGCGAUUAUGAGUUAUCCAUAUGGGAGACUAAUGUAACUCUGCCCGAAUAUAUAGUUGGACAAAGAGCUCAAGAUGAUUUAGGUCCAAUGAGAGGCUAUAUUCCACAUGUUCAAGAUAUCACCAGAAAUGCAAGUAAUAUUGCUUUAGUUGAGCCAGAAAGUUUCUUAGAAUUAUGGAACAAUACUGGUAGCUCUAGUUGCACUAGAUUCUCUGUUUGGCGUCUAAACUGCCCUAAUGGAUUUCGGGCACUCGGCGACAUUGCAACCUUCUGUGAGCCUAAUGAGCCAUGUACCUUACCAGCACCGGACAGUUAUAAAAGUAAAUUAAGGUGUGUUAGACAAGAUCUGUUAGAAACCUGCAGCUUUGAUGAUGAUGAUAUUUGGAGUACUGAUGGAGACUCAGUUGCUACACCUGCUUCCCUCUGGCGUACAUCGGGCGACCUGGGUAUUGGUGGUUUAUAUCAUAUGAAUGAGAAGUCAGCUACUGAAAAACCUCUAAACGGAGUUUGUUACUGUUUGAAAAGAUUAGAUCCCGAAAUAGUUUAAUCAAAGUCUACAAGUUAACUUGUACUUAAAAAAAAGGAAAAAUGUUAAACUGAGAUAAAAAUUCCGUUCAUUUCUCCAAUAAAUGAAAUUCCUACCGUGUAUAUCAAGUAUAUUGAAAUAGAAACGAUAAUGUCUUGAAACUCUAUAGAAAACUCAUCAUUUAUUGCUUUUAAAACAAGAAAAAUUAGAUUAGAUAAUUAUAGUUUAAAUUGUAGCAAUUCUAUUUAUGGAUGUAUCUAGAUUGAACUAGCAUGUUAAGUCCUACUUUCUUCUUUACAGAUAAUCAAUUAUAAUUAAAUUAUCAUUUUUAUUACCCGAUUAAUUAGUAAAUACGGCUGUUAACUUAAUGUUUUAUUAGCGGUUUUUUUGACAUACUAUUGAUGUUUGAUAUCAUUAAAUAGAAUAGGAAUUUUUCAAAUAUCAUAGUCCUAAAUCUUUAUCCUAAAAAUGCUGGCCAAAGUCUAUUUAUUAUGUAGAUUUAUAUUCUUUAUUAUGUUACUUUCAUUAACUUUGCAUAAGCUACAAACGAAAAAACUUGUACGAACCUGGAUAACUAAAAUAUUCUUCUUUUACUUCUCCUUCAACAGUUUAUAGUGUGAAAACAUUUUAUUACAUUAAAUAUCUCCCUUCCUCUCCUGGAAGAAAAAUAAUGUAUGUUGUAAUUAUUGAGAUUCUUGAAAUUCUUUUCUAUUUA
Dimorphilus gyrociliatus is the source of this 1418-nucleotide messenger RNA. The record is from the annotation of a GenBank genome assembly. Lineage: Eukaryota; Metazoa; Annelida; Polychaeta; Dinophilidae.